AUGGCGCGCGCUACUAGUAAUAUUCUAAGGUACGCGGAUCUUGGCUUGGAGCCUGGGGCCGAUGUCAGCUCUGUGAAGAAAGCGUUCAGGAAAAUGUCUAUAAAAUAUCAUCCUGAUAAGACUGGAAACGAUCCGACAGCGCAUCGCAAAUUUACACGCAUCGGUGAGGCCAAUGAGAUAUUGUCAGAUCCGGCCAAGAAAUUUCUGUAUGAUAUGGGCGGCAUGGAAUCAGUGAGAGCGAUGGAAAAAGGAGACAUACCGCGAGGCGAGGAUGGUCAUGUGGUUUACCAAGUCUCUUUGGAGAAGCUGUACACUGGUUCUAAGGAACAUAUUAGGGUCAAUCGUCGUGUUGUGUGCACUGGAUGUCGACAGAAACCUAAUCUUGAGAAGUGUCGGGGUUGUGGGAAGUGUCCCGAUGAAAUCAAAAUGGUCCAGCAGCAAGUUGGUCCGGGGUUUUUCGUUCAACAACAGCAGCAAGUGCCGAGUCGGGAGAGAUGUAAGAAUGAGGACACUGAGCUCGAGGUGAACAUAGAGAAAGGAAUGGUGGAUGGCGAACAGAUCGUCUUCGAAGGGAUGAGUGACCAGCGACCGGGGCAGAUCCCCGGUAAUUUAGUUUUAACCGUUAAACAAGCCAACGAUCGGAGGUUUAUACGGGAGAAUGGAUAUGACCUGCGGACGGCAACGCAGAUAUCCUUGAAGGAGGCCCUUCUUGGCUUCGACAGGAGUAUGUCGCAUUUGGAUGGACAUCAGGUCCGCUUGGUGAAACAACCUGGGGAGAUCUGCCAACCUUUCGAAAUUAUGAAGAUCUCUGGAGAAGGGAUGCCUCAUAAAGUGGAGGGUGGUGGCCACAGUGACUAUGGCGACUUAUAUAUUAAAAUGGAUAUCAAGUUUCCGGAAUCGUUGACAGACUCUCAACGUGAGGCCGUGGAUAAGCUUUUCCCUGCAGGGGAAACUCAAUAGACUUCUUUUCACAAAUGUUUAAGGGCACCUUGGCCUCUGUG
This is a messenger RNA of Perkinsus marinus ATCC 50983, 1001 nucleotides long. RefSeq names its product chaperone protein DNAJ, putative. Gene Ontology annotation, molecular function: Hsp70 protein binding. Gene Ontology annotation, cellular component: cytoplasm. The record is from RefSeq and is a predicted model, not a curated record. NCBI's taxonomy places the organism in Eukaryota, Perkinsozoa, Perkinsida, Perkinsidae. The coding region runs from base 1 to 960 and encodes 319 amino acids. The transcript is spliced from 8 exons. Gene Ontology annotation, biological process: protein refolding.